UGCUGCUGUCCUCCAUCCAGGCACCUUGCUGCUAGCGGGUCGCAGCUACAGCCGCGGCGGCAGCACGGAGCGUCUCCCCGGGAAUGUCCCAGCCCCUGUAACCGAGCCCCGAGCCGGAGCACCCAGCGCAGCCAGCACACCCCGGGCGGGACCCGGCUCCACACUGCGGGGGACAUGACGACGCGAUCGGAGAGGGAGAAAGCCCAGAAACUGAACGAGCAGCAUCAGGCCAUCCUGUCCAAACUGCUGCGGGAGGAAGACAACAAGUACUGCGCGGACUGCGAGGCCAAAGGUCCUCGGUGGGCCUCAUGGAACCUCGGGGUGUUCAUGUGCAUCCGCUGCGCCGGCAUCCACCGCAACCUGGGGGUCCACAUCUCCAGGGUGAAGUCCGUCAACCUGGACCAGUGGACACCGGAGCAGAUCCAGAGCAUGGUGGACAUGGGGAACACCCGCGCCCGGCAGCUGUACGAGGCCCACCUGCCGGAGAGCUUCCGGCGGCCGCAGACCGACCAAGCCGUGGAAGUCUUCAUCCGGGACAAGUACGAGAGGAAAAAGUACUACGAUAAGGAGGCCUUGGCCGCGUCGUCUGAAUCCGCCGCUGCCGCCGCCGCCGCCUCCACCUCGCCGUCCUCCCAGGCCGACAGGAGCAAACAGGAGAAGGAGCGUGAAAAGAAGAAGGAGGAGAAGAAGAAAGAGAAGGACACGGACAGAGUGGAAAGACACAGCACAAAGUCUGAGUGCAGACCCAGUCCCAAGAGAAGCCCCGAACCCGCCGUGGACCUGCUGGGCCUGGAUGCUCCAGAGGGCGGCGGCGGCAAGGGCGGCGGAUCAGCCAGCGAGCUGGACAUCUUCGGACCGAUGGUCUCCAACCCCCUCCCCUCCUCCAGCAACACACAGCAGGCUCAGCCUGCUUCCAGUGCGGCGCCUGCUCAGGUGGAGGCCUCCAGCUCCUCCGCUGGGACGUCCUCCACCUCCACCGCCACCGCCACCGCCACCAAGGUGGAGGAGAAGAAGCUGCUGUCUAAAGACUCCAUCCUGUCCCUGUACGCCAGCAGCUCGGUGGGCGGCCAGCCGCAGAGCCAGCCGCCGGCCGCGGGACAAGGUGUGUUCAUGGGCCAGCCCCAGAUGCAGUUCGCCCCGCAGGGCUUCGCCCCGGCGAUGGGCGGAGGCGUCCCGCCCGCCACCGUGAUGGGCGGAGGGGCCGUGAUGCCCGGCAUGAUGCCGAACGGAGGCUACAUGGGCGUGCAGCCGCCGGGCGGCCAGCCGCAGAGCGUGUUCGGCGUGCAGCAGCAGCAGCAAGGCCAGUGGAACAUGAACCAGGUGACCCAGCAGAUGUCGGGCGUGGCUCUGAGCGGCGGCGGGCCGCCGGGCGCCCCUCCCGCCGGCGGCUGGCCCGCCGCCCCGCCGCCGGCGUCGGGUCAGACCCUCAGCACCCAGCUGUGGAAGUGAGCGGCGGAGGGGGUUCGCAGGGUCAGCCGGUGGGCGUGUCCACCGCUCCGAGUCAAUCACGCACAGCAGGGGGUGCGGGGGGGGGCGCACCUUUCCUCCGGUCCCUUCUCAAAGCCAUGGCGCCAUCUUCGUGGACAAAAAAACAAAGAAAAAACGAAAGUG
This is a messenger RNA of Salarias fasciatus (jewelled blenny), 1611 nucleotides long. Its product is annotated as stromal membrane-associated protein 1-like. The coding region runs from base 175 to 1449 and encodes 424 amino acids. The record is from RefSeq and is a predicted model, not a curated record. Lineage: Eukaryota; Metazoa; Chordata; Actinopteri; Blenniiformes; Blenniidae. Gene Ontology annotation, molecular function: metal ion binding; GTPase activator activity. Gene Ontology annotation, cellular component: cytoplasm. Gene Ontology annotation, biological process: regulation of clathrin-dependent endocytosis. The transcript has 11 exons.